This is a messenger RNA of Phycomyces blakesleeanus NRRL 1555(-), 576 nucleotides long. RefSeq lists its product as hypothetical. The record is from RefSeq and is a predicted model, not a curated record. Bases 1 to 576 code for a protein of 191 amino acids. Lineage: Eukaryota; Fungi; Mucoromycota; Mucoromycetes; Mucorales; Phycomycetaceae. The transcript has 4 exons.
AUGAAUACACCAUCUGUGUUGCUUUGUGCUCCCACUAGAAAGGCAGCUUUUAAUAUUUCAGCUCAAACUCUACAUAACACAUUCAGUUUGCCUGUAACCCAACGUGGAAUUGAAGGCCUCAUGCAGCUCUCCACUGAUGGUUCCCAUUCAAUGAGUAUUGCACUUGCAGAUUUAAAUCUACCACCUAUUGGAGACAGCCUAUUAUACAAGGAAAUUAUGAGACAGAGGGAUGAUGUUCCAUUUGUUACAGUAUUGAACAACAUGGCUAUAGAGGCAAUGACCGAAUCUGAUAUUGAGAUCUUCCAAAGUCAAGUUGUACAAAUAAGCCCUGAAAAAGGUGCAAUCUCAAAGGCAUUUGACCAAAUUAUUGGACAGUGUAGAGAUGGAAGUUAUAUCCAACGACUCUUAUUCUCUGCAGACAAUCAUGCAAAACAAUUCGAUAUUCAAGGCCUAAUCAAAACGCUUUUAUUGAAGAUCAGUGAAAAAUACAUGAUGACAGUCAAUAUUGAUACUACUGAUGGGCUUGUCAAUGAAACAAAAGGCAUAUUAGAGACGUUUGUGAACUCAGAUUUGUAG